Molecule: messenger RNA, 3674 nt
Organism: Anopheles gambiae (African malaria mosquito)
Lineage: Eukaryota; Metazoa; Arthropoda; Insecta; Diptera; Culicidae
Gene: drm
Product: protein drumstick
Exons: 4
Coding region: 1042-1335 (97 amino acids)
Biological process (GO): regulation of transcription by RNA polymerase II; embryonic pattern specification; embryo development
Cellular component (GO): nucleus
Molecular function (GO): DNA-binding transcription factor activity, RNA polymerase II-specific; RNA polymerase II transcription regulatory region sequence-specific DNA binding
Source: RefSeq, a predicted model, not a curated record
ACCCGCUCUCGCUUUACACAUUACGGGGCGAGCCCAGGUCGGGCCGGAGAAGUCAAUUCCAGUAACCAAUCCCAUCCGCUCACGUACGGAAGUUGCAGUAAGCGGCAGCAGCAACGGCAGCACACCAGCAACAAGCACGGCAGCAAUAUACCAGCAGCGCAGAAGCAGCAGAUCCCGGGGACCUAUCGAUAUACCAGCGCCGACACGGGUGCGUUAAACGAUCAUUCGAACUCGAUCGAACGAGAACGCUUCGUCCCGAGCUACGCUGAGCUGAGCCGAGCAGAGCGAGAGAAAUUUUGUACCCCUGUUUGGAGUGAUUGCAUCGAAACGGCACAAACGCAGAUUCAAUAAUAUACACACGCUUGUCGUGCAAACGUGUCGGGUAGUUUCAGAGUUCCCGAGCCCGUGUUAUUUUUGUGUGAUUUUUUCGCCUUGCAAGGUGAAAGUGAAACGGUUUUGGUUUUUCGACCACAACAAACAGUGGAAAAGAUCGUGCCAAUUUAGUGACGGAUUCUUUUUUGCGAGUAAAAGGAUGAUACUUUCCUCACAAACGUGUGAAUAGUUCUAUUGCAUCGUGACCGUAUAAGGAAGUUGUGAGGAAAAAGUGACACAAAAGCGGGUUUUAAAAGCUAGCUUUGAGGAGCAGUGCACUUUAAUAAACGACUCUACGAGUGGAUUUAAGUGUUGGAAAGCCGCUUCAUAAUACCAGACGAGCAGUUGUGUCAAGACUAUUGCAACGUUAAAGCAAUCACCCGAAAGGCAUUAAUCAUCGUGUUCCGGCGGAACACAUUGUGGCCCCGAUUGAGUGAGAUUUGGUACGGCGGCUUACACCCGUCCCGGCACGUAGGCGAUAGGAGUCGAGACGAUCCCACCACCCAGCAAAAGGGGGCAAGACAGCGAGAGACAGACAGACAGACAGCGCGCAUCAUCAGCGGCAGAGCGUCGAUCUUCACCGAGCGGCCGACGGAACCACCGGAGCACCGAGCACCGGUAAAGCAUUAACACCUUACAUUAGACGCGCCAGCAACAUACACCACCACCAUGUUUGCGGUAAUGCGUAUUGACAACGACGACCGUAGGGCCGACUUCCGUCGCAAGAUGCGACCAAAGUGCGAAUUCGUCUGCAAGUACUGCCAGCGGCGCUUCACCAAACCGUACAACCUGAUGAUCCACGAGCGCACGCACAAAAGCCCGGAGGUGACGUUCUCCUGCGAGGUUUGCGGCAAAUACUUCAAGCGGCAGGACAAUCUACGCUCGCACAGAUGCAGUCAAUGUAUUUGGCGAUCCAUCCAUAUGGAUAGGACAAUGAACGGUAACAACAAUCGAGCAUACUGAGCUCUAGUUUCGGCGGAUUGCUUUACCCUUGCUUGUCUUGUUUUUUUUUUACUUUAUUUUUUCUGCUAAAUCUUUACAACACAUAAAAAGAUGCAUUUAGAUUUCGUAUCCUACCCCCUACCCAUGAGUUCAUGAUUUCAGCAACAAAACAAAACACAAAAAACACGCUCACAAGAUAAAGAGCUACGCGUAAUACAUUAUUUUUAUAUUAUAUUAUAUUAUUAUUAUAUUAUUAUUAUUAUUGUCAAGCAAGCAUCAACAUUAUUCGUGAGCGGAAAAUGCGUUAAAGAUAGGCAUACGCAAGAGGAAGAGAGGAGAAAGAGAGAGAGUGAUUCCGAGGUCCGGCAAGCACAGGCCGUGUGGACACAGUGGAAGACGAUGUACUCACAAAAAGCAGUAGUAGGUGCGGUUGGAAUAAGUUAUUUAAAAGAGCAUCGAGUUGCGGCCUUUUAUGUGUAUGUACAAUAUUCCUUCUAAAUAAGAUUCUAACGCUUAACGAGUAGUGGGGAGCAUUGAACGUAUCGUAUUUUUGUUUUCAUCGACGCUCUCGAAGCGCCAAUGUGUCCGAAGAAUGUGAACGAACCGGAGUCGUUUCCAUCUGUACAUAUCUUACCCAAUGUGACACACAGAAUCAAAAUUAUACUGACUUGUACUUGUGUUUGAUAGAAGAGAGAACAGAGAGCUCGCAAAAAUGGGCCUAUAAUAAGCACAAAAUCAAAAUCAUACUACAUUGAGAGUUUGCGCGCGCGUCUGGAGCGGCACAAUUUUUGAUUGACCCACUAUUUAAGUUUUACUACUAAUUUAUGCUUGAACAAAAAACACAGCAAACAGUGAUCGGUGAUCGUGAGUGAUCGUGAGACAGCUUUUAAAAAGGAAAGGAAGAGAGAAACAUGAGUUUACGAAUCAAAACAACGAUUUGUACGCGUACAAUGGAAGAGCACCGAUCAGGACUUAUAUGUUGUAUUAAUAUACUACACUAUCCCAGUUAUGAUUGUUGAUUUGUAAGCGAUAGAGUAGGAAGGUUAACGUAGCAAUAGACAUAACACCGAACUCCACGACCCGACCCGCCUUUUCCUCACACUUUGCCAAUGCCAUGAUUUAUCUACCGUUUUACACGCGCUGCUAAAACUUGUGCACGGAUAAUGUUUGGCCUAUUCCCACAUACACUCGCAACACACGCAAACACGCAUACCCGUCCAAUUCCAUACCACGCAAAAGAGUGGUCAUUUGCACUAACGGCAUCCAAUAAAGUUGCUGAGCAUGUUUCCUCCACCGUUGCCACCCGGAACAUGCCAUUUCGUACUUGUGCACGGUGUGUCGUCUUUGGUUGUGGUUAGGAUGGCCCGAUGAGCCCACGAUCGCUCGUUGAUUGAUGUGAGAGAAUCAUCGGCGCAACUUAUCUCCACCAUCCAUGAUCACCGAUAAAAAGGUAAAAUUAAAUUUGCAUCAGAAUACCCUGCCGGCAUUAGCGACUCGUUAGCGCGGGGCGAAGAAAGGAUCCUGUCAUCAGGUUUUAUUAACUGCGAUCGGCGGUGCUUCGUCGUCAUGAAGAUAGUUUUGGAGGUUGUGCAUUGACCGUGUUGUGUAAAUCACUUACAUUAGCAUCCGAUAGGCCGUCGGAUACACGGACCCAUGCGAUUGUUCAUUUCACAGGGUUAGGUAUUAGUGCUCCUUCUACGUCAAACGCUUCCUUCCGUUUCCAGAUUCGCAUCCGACGGUGAUGACGUCGAGCUGCGGAGAGUGACAGCUUUUCGUUUUAAUUAUUUUCCCUAGACUAAUACGUUAAAACCGCGCUUAGAAUAGAUUCUAGUCUGCUGUAAUUAUGUUAGUAGCAAUGUCAGCACAGCAUACGAGCAAACGAGCAAUCAGCUUAUUGAUCAAUAAACUGGCGAUACAAACGAGAAAACCCUCCAUUUUAUCCCUGCCCUCCGUUUAUCCAGGCUACCACAGCACAGCGCUGUAUUCUUGUAGCGUGACUGCUCCCAAAAAGGUGCCAAACUUGGGUACUGUGCGUACUGCUGUCUCAUCAAUAUACGCCCAAGAAACGAUUUCAAUAAUGCUUACUUCAUCCGUAUGACAUCAGAGUAUAACAAUCUACUAAACAAAACCGGAAAUGUAUGUCUUAACUGAAAGCAGAACCGAACAAUCACUCCAAUCCAUCGGCAAUAGGUCUGUGCGUGCAAAUUUGUGUGAAAAAACGGCAACUCAUGCGUGUGUGUGUGUGUGCCGUGGCAGAAGGAGUGUAUCAAUCGUACAUUUAAUGCAUUGCAAACAAUUUUGAAUAUUAUUAGCAACAGUAAAGAGCUGGCAAAAUAUGCCAUGAAAAUUGAAAUAGAAAA